Molecule: messenger RNA, 1560 nt
Organism: Cyphellophora europaea CBS 101466
Lineage: Eukaryota; Fungi; Ascomycota; Eurotiomycetes; Chaetothyriales; Cyphellophoraceae
Exons: 6
Coding region: 1-1560 (519 amino acids)
Biological process (GO): transmembrane transport; carbohydrate transport
Cellular component (GO): membrane
Molecular function (GO): carbohydrate:proton symporter activity
Source: RefSeq, a predicted model, not a curated record
AUGGCUUUCCUCGAGCUUAGAGGUCAGUCUCUGAUCUUCAUGAUCCUCGUAACUUCAGGCAUGGACUUCCUCCUGUUUGGUUACGAUCAAGGUCUCUUUGGAGGCAUCCUUGGAGGCGUCUACUUCCAAGACAUGCUCGGUCAUCCUACAGCGACGAUGGCUGGGCUUGUCACGGCAAUUUACGAUAUCGGUUGCGCCAUUGGAGCCGUAGUGGCCUUUCUCUUCGGCGAGCAGAUCGGUCGCAAGAAAUCUAUCCUCCUCGCCAACGUUAUCGUGGUUGUGGGUGCGGCCAUCCAGACCGCUUCUUACUCCUACUGGCAGAUGUUCGCCGCUCGCAUUGUUGCUGGAGUCGGUGUGGGUCUCAGCACAGUUGCCGUCCCUAUCUUACAGUCGGAAACAUUGCCAGCUCACAACCGUGGCGCCCUACUGGUGGUCCAGUCCGCACUAAUCAUCAUUGGUGUCGCCAUCGCUUCAUGGCUCUGUUUCGCAACGCUUCAUUCCAACAAUUCAUUCCAGUGGCGGUUUCCCGUGGCUUGUCAGAUCUUGUUUUCGCUGAUAACGAUUCUCACUUGUCUCUUUGUACCCGAGACUCCGAGGUGGCUUGUCAAGCAUGGCCAGAAGGACAAAGCGACUCAUGUCGUCGCACGGCUACUGGACAAGCCCGACGAUGACCCUCUUGUGAUGCUACAAAUCAACGAGAUCGAAGAGAACAUCAAGGCCGAGUGGACCGAAGCGGAGCCGUCCUGGACCGAGGUUUUCAGCAACGGCACUCCUGCUCGGAAUCUUCAGCGAGUUCUCCUUGGUAUGGGACCAUACAUGAUGAAUCAAUGGUCUGGUAUCAAUGCUCUUUGCUACUAUCUUGCAUACAUCCUCCAAGAGUACCUUGACUACAGCCCGUCAAUGGCGUUGAUCUUGGCCUCAGUCGCCUUCACACAGUAUGCAGUCUUCUCUUGGCCACCAUUCUUCUACAUCGAUAAGAUUGGAAGACGAUGGACAGUCAUUGGUUCCUCAGCCGGCUGCGCAAUUAGCAUGUGCAUCAUCGCAGGUUGUCUGCUCAACCAGUCCUACACCACUGCAGCAACAGCUGUUGCCUUCAUGUUCUUGUUCAUGGACUUCUUUACUCUAGGCAUUCUGCCUGUCUCAUGGUCAUACUCGGCUGAGAUCCAACCUCUGCGUGUCCGCAACAAGUCCACGGCUGUUGGUGUCUUCUCUCACUGGCUAUCAAACUUUGUUGUUGUUAUGGUCACACCUAUUGGCCUGGCCAAUAUCGGUGGCAACUACUUCUGGAUCUGGGGUGCGGUCAAUGCUCUAUUCAUCCCAUUGACGUACUUCUUCGGCGUCGAGACAUCUGGACGCACUUUGGAGGAGAUCGAUUUGUUGUUCCACGAUCACCCGCGCGUCCUCAUGGGACUAAACCCCGAAGUCCGCCGCGUUGUCAAGUAUACAGAGGAGCACGAAGAGAAGCGUCUUCGCCAGUUCAGCAUUGCCACCGGCGCAGACAGACGGAAUUCCAUUCGGGCAUCCAUUGUCUCCAUGGAUCGCACUCCUGGUCUACUCUAG